Molecule: messenger RNA, 1812 nt
Organism: Aureococcus anophagefferens
Lineage: Eukaryota; Pelagophyceae; Pelagomonadales; Pelagomonadaceae
Exons: 3
Coding region: 1-1812 (603 amino acids)
Biological process (GO): intracellular calcium ion homeostasis; activation of store-operated calcium channel activity; store-operated calcium entry
Cellular component (GO): plasma membrane; endoplasmic reticulum
Molecular function (GO): calcium channel regulator activity; protein binding; calcium ion binding
Source: RefSeq, a predicted model, not a curated record
AUGGAGGCGUCCGCCGCGCCGCCACCGGCGCCGGCGCGGCCGCCGGGGCCCGCCGCGCCGCCACCGGCGCCGGCGCGGCCGCCCCGGCGGCCGCAGGUGCUCAAGGGCUGCCUCGCGCUCGCCGGCGCCGCGGCGCUCGGCGGCCUCGCGGCCUACGCCGUGGCGACGAGUCGGCACCCCUCGGACGCCGCGGGCGUCGGGGACGGCGCGACGUCCGACGCCGAGGCGUCCCUCUUCUUCGACAGUUUAGAUAGUGAUGCCGACGGGCAGAUCGAGCGCGACGAGCUCGAGUCCUACGUCGGCGGCGCCAUCGGCGGCCACGUGCUCGACAGCGCCGCGGAGAUCGCCGACGGCGUCGCGUCGAUCUUCGAGAACGCGGACGCGGACGCGGACGCCCAGCUCAGCGCGACGGACAUGCGCGCCUACUGGAAGGCCCUGGGGAGUUUGUUAUCCGUGCGCGAGGUCGCCGCGUGGGUCGAGCACGCGGUGCAGCUGCCGCGCGACAUCGCGGACAAAUUCGUCGACGCCGGCGUCUCGGGCUACGACUUCGCGGAGCUCGCGCGCGACGUCUCCGAGCGGGGCGCCCUCAAGACGGAGGUCGGCGUGCGCACGCAGCGGCAGCGCGCGACGCUCGCCCGGGCCAUGCGCAUGCGGCUCACGGGCGUGGGCGAUCCGCCGGCGUCGCCCGCGCCGCUGUCCAUACUGGGCGGCGCCAAGUGCACGUCGGCGCACCUGGCCUGGACGGCGGCGGACGGCGGCGGCUUCCCGACGCACAAGUACGUGCUGGAGCGGCGCGCGAAGCGGGAGGGCAUGGCCUGGGAGGUCGUGGGCGACGGCUACUUCCACGAGUUCAGGGACGAGCGGUUGAGGCCGGGCGUCGGCUACGACUACCGCGUGGCCGCCUGGAACGCCAUCGGCCGCGGGCCCUACGCAACGGCGUCGGCGUCGUCCGCCCAGCGCGAGGCCUGCGACCCCCUCGAGUACCUCGGCGCGAUGGCUUUAGCACCUCUCUUCUCGCUGCUCCGGUCCGCGGUGUUUCUCGGGCAGCUGCUCCUGAGCGGCAUCGUGCUGUUCCUCGCGGCGCUGCGCCUCGUCGACGCGGGCGCGGGGGACGCGGACUACCACCCCGUGUUCCGCGCGCUGUGGACGCUGUGCCGCGUCGUGACGGACUACGUGCCCUUCGCGCGGGACCUGCUGUUAUUGGUGGACCCGGCGCUCGGCCGCGUCGAGGUCCCGGAGUUGAGGGAGCGGCGGACGCCGGGCGAGAGCGACCACGCCCUCGUGGGCACGUCGCCCGCGACGCUGCCGCCGGAGAUGUCGGCGCCCGCGCGGCGCGCGUCGUCGCUGAACCGGCGGAGCCGGAGCCCGCCGCUCACGCGGUCGUCGUCCGCGGGCUCGCUGGGCGACGACCGCGAGCGGCCGUCGGACGCGGCGUGCUCCCAGUGCGGCAAGCCCUUCAUCACGGGCUACCGCACGCGCCACUACUGCUACGUCUGCGCGGCGUCCUUCUGCAAGCGCUGCGGCGUCGUCAAGCACUCGAACAUGGUCACGUGCCCCGUGGGCGCGCGCUGCGCCUGCGCGCGCUGCGCGCACGACCAGCCGGCCCUGGGCCGACUGCCGAGCCGGAGCCCGGAGCCGCCGACGCGCGAGCUCGCGGGCGGCGCGCCCCCUAAGACCCAGUCGUUCAGCUCGUUGACGCGCGCGUCCUCGCCGACGACGCCGACGGCGACGGCGCCGCCCGAGAAGUUCGACAGGUCCCAGCCCGUGGCGCCGAAGAGCGUCGGGCGCAAUAAGAACUCGUCGUCGUCGUAG